UAUAUUCACAAAUUUUUACUUCUUGUUAACAUUGUUUACUAAUAUAUUUGUAAGGAUGUAUUAAAUGAUUCAGCACAUAUGAUGAGGUUACUAUUAUUCUGAAGAUGGCAGAAGCUGACAUAAAUGAAGCUGAUGUGAAUAGUGACGAAGGUGAAGAGGAGAGUCUUACAAAUGGUUUAGAUGAUGAAAAUGUUGAUAUAGUUCAUACAGACAGUUUUGAUUCUUCGAUUGUUCCUCAAAGGUCAAUGUCAGAUGUGCAGUUAACUUCACGAGAUAUACGUCAUGUUUUAUUAGGAAAUUCAAUGUCAUUUGAAAAUUUGGAUGAUGAUAAUGAUGAUGAGCCACCUUUGUCAGGAAAACGUGUGUCAGAAAGUUCUCGAGUCUAUUUUGAUUUGUCAAAUAUUGACUCAGAAACAGAAGGUAUUACCCAGGCGUCAAGUGCAAUGAAAGAUGUCCGAUACAAAUUACGAAGAAAUCAAGCAUUACAACCAAUACCUCAAAAUGAACUCUUAGUGACAAAGCAGACGUCAAAAUAUUCAUACAGUUCGAUGAGUACAAGGUCAUUUUCAUCGGACGCUCUUGAGGAUAUUAAUGAACAUGGCGACUUUAUCGAACCGGAAUUAUCACCGGAAUUUAUAGAUACAUUGCAUAAUGAGCAAAUGGGUAGUUUUUAUAGUAAAUAUCCUUUGCUUGUAAGCCAAAGUCCAGGAGCGUCUGAAAACCAUGCAUCCUGGCAGAAUAAAAAUAACCUCAAAUUGAAAUAUCAGCAGUUUUGUUUUUCACUUGAGAAAGACAUAUCUGAUCUUAAAAGAGCAACUGGAACUGAUGAAAUCAAACCGCUUAAGAACAUUUUGGAAUCCAUGACCGAUGCAUGGAAUUUUCCAGUCUAUGGAAGGGAUUUGGCUUGCGGCCUUUGUGAUAUAAUAAGAAAUGAAAGUGUUCUUAGCCUGCUGGUGAAAAAUUGUGACAAUGAAAGUCACGAUAUUCUCCAAGCAUCUGCUGCCUUGUUAGAACAAGUUAUGUCCCUGAAAAAUCGUGAGAAAGUCACCAAAGAAGGGUUAGAAAAAGUUGUCAGAAUGAGUCAGAGAUCAAUUGGAGAUCAAAGAUUAGCUUUAAGUACUGUAGGAAUUUUGGAAAAUUUGUUUAAAGUUAGCACAGACAUCUCAACCAAGGUGAUUGACUAUGGUGGUCUUGAUUCAAUCUUAUACUGGUGCCGUAGUAAUGACUCAAAAGUGUUAAGAAAGUGUGCAAAAGCGUUGUCAAAUUUGUCACUUUUCGGUGGACCGGAAAACCAGGAACUGAUGACUCAGCAGAAAGUUCCGGAAUGGUUGUUUCCACUAGCAUUUUCAGAAGACAAACAUGUGAAAUAUUAUGCAUGUUUGUCUAUCGCAGUUCUUGUUGCUAAUAAGGAACUAGAGGCUCAAGUUAUAAAAUCAGGGACUCUUGAACUUGUGAUCCCAUUUGUAUCUGCUGAAAAGCCGGAGGAUUUCGCCAAAAGUGAUUAUGCUCAUAGGCAGGGAAGAGAUUCUGUUUGGCUGGAAAAGUUGAAACCUUUGUUAUGUAGCAGACGGCCAGAAGCCCAAGCGUUAGCUGCUUUCCAUUUUGCUAUGGAAGCUGCUAUAAAGUCAGAACAAGGCAAAAAUGAGAUAUUUUAUGAAAUUGGUGUGAUAGAACCACUCAGGAAAGUAGCAAGCAGUCCGAACGCUGUGGCAUCGCGUCUCGCUAGAGAAGCCUUACAAGCUAUAGGGGAGGAAACUCCGCAUAAACUUUCACAACAAGUUCCCUUGUGGACGACAGAAGAUGUGUCUCACUGGGUGUCAGAGAUUGGUUUUAAGGAGUAUGCAAGUCAGUUUGAAGAUUGUAAGAUAGAUGGAGACUUGCUGUUACAGAUGGAUGAAGAUGACAUGGUGGAGAGUAUUCAGAUGAACCCAGGAAUGAUCAGGAGAAGAUUUCAACGAGAAUUGGUCAAUUUGAAAGUGACUGCUGACUACUCGUCAUACGACCCUACAAAGAUUGACCCCUGGUUAAUGAGCGUUCUACCGGAACUGUCUCAAUAUACAUAUGCCAUGCUGAGGAACGGGAUGGACCGAACAUUGUUGUCAACAACAACGGAAGAAGAACUUAAAGAAGUUUGUGGUGUUAAUAAUGGGAUUCAUCGAAGGAUCAUUAUGCAGCAUUUAAAUGGGCUGGCUAUUGGAACAGAAAGCGAGGUGUCACCCGAUGCAAGUUAUCUUAGAAGCUCCGGCGGUCUGGUAACAAGAUCAAGUAUAGAUUGUGGAGCCAGCCUGGCUAUCUGUCCUAGACCUGUUGAUGUGUUCAUAAGUUAUAGAAGAUCCACAGGAUCUCAACUUGCCAGUUUGUUGAAGGUUCAUCUACAGUUGCGAGGGUUUUCUGUCUUUCUGGACAUAGAUCGACUACGAGCUGGCAAGUUUGAUGAGAAUCUACUCAUGAAUAUAAAACUUGCCAAACAUUUUCUCCUGGUAUUGACCACCAAUGCUCUAGACAGGUGUAUCGGAGAUACAGACAGGCAGGACUGGGUUCACAAGGAGAUAGUGACGGCCUUGGAGAGUCAGUGUAACAUUAUACCGAUCCUAGACAACUGUGACUGGCCGGAACCGGAACAAUUACCCGAUGACAUGAGACCUGUGUGCUAUUUUAACGGGAUUAGGUGGAUUCAUGACUACCAAGAUGCUUGUAUUGACAAAUUGUACAAAUUCAUCCAUGGUCAAACACUCAUUGCUCCAGCACAGCCAUUAUCCCUGCCAGGCCCAGACCAUGUACACGGAACAGAACAUGUACACGGAACAGAACAUGUUCAUGGAAAACAUGACAAGAAGGAGGUUCCCAUCUGCAGUGUCGUUUCAGCUAAGAAAGCUAUAGAAAAGGGGAAUAAAUCUGAAAAGGUUGAAGACUAAAGGGAGAUUACUCUCUAGCACAUGCAUACAGUUAUAAUACAAAGGGAAUGUACUCACAUAUUUACCUGUAUAAUUGUGUAUUGGUAAAGGGAGAGCACUGUUCAUGUAUACUGUCUCAUAACAUAAUGGUCAAGGGAGGUUACUUGAUAAGGAAGAUAAAUAACCAUAAAUAUUCCAAUACUGAGUGAGUAAGCAUUUAAUUAUAAAGAUGUGGCAUGUUGUAAAUACAAGAUAACUCUGAACUUUUGAAGGGUAGAUAACUGCUGCAAAAUAACUUAACAAAGCUCUUCUUUAAAGGGAAACAACUGCUUGGACUUGAUAGCACAGUUGCCUUAAUUGCUUAAUGGGCAAUCACUGAUAAGAACAAAAUUGUGGAAGUGAAUUAUUUUUACUUGAGAUGAAGUUUUCUGAUUGAGUGACACAAUAUCGUAAAGUUCUGGAACUUUAUGCUUUGUUAAAUCUUUAUACUGUUAACUAUUUACUAUAGUUAUUCUAGUUUUUAAAGAAUUUUAAUUUAAAAUAUUUAAUUUCAAGCUUUUGCUCAGUUUGGAAAAAUAAAACCAUGAAAGUUAGCCUGUUAUACUUUAGUAAAUAUUAAAGUAUAUAAAAUGAUCACUUAAACAACAAUGCACUCAAACUAAUAGACACAUAGUGCAUAAAUAUCAUUUCAGAUGCAAUUUAUUUGACAUUGUUCUUAUUUGAUUUUGUUUUAAAUUGUUCAUUUCAUCAAAUUUAUUAUAAUACUGGACAUUUAUAAAGAUGUUUUUCAUUAGAUAAUUGUGAUGUUUAUUGUAAGUUACUUUAUGUUCAUGUUGUCAAUAUUUUGCAAAUUUAUGAAUCCAUUAAUUGCAAAUUUGAAUAAUAACUGACUAAUUUGCAUCUGCACCGAAGGGUGACGCCCUCUAUGGAAUGAAAUCAGAUUUUGUAAAAGGGCAAUUGCAACUUCUUGGACCUUUUCGUCGGUCAUAAUAGCCGAUCAUUCGGAUUGUUAUAAUUUAUAAUUCAGUUGAAGUCUGUAACAAACAUUUCAUAUAUAAUUGUAAUAUAAGUGUUAAAAAUACCAAAAUUAAAGUGUGCAAAAUUGUUCAAUAAAUAAAUCCUAAUGUAAUAAUUAAUCAGAUGUGACCUUGACAAAAACUCUCUGACCAUCAAGGACAUAUUUAAAAAAUUAAUCAAAUUGCAAUAACUUAUUUAUAUAUUGGUUGAUUUGGAAAAAAUAUCAUUUAGGACAAAAAGGUCAUAUUUAGUUUUCAAAUAUUACCUUUGACCUCUAAAGCAAUUAUGGUAAAAAGAGAAGCAGAGUAUGUGGCCUUUGCUAAUGAUGGCUAGUUGAAACCUGGUUACCUAGUAUUACCAUGUUAAGAGUACUGACUACCCAGAUAUGACUGAAAAUGUGUUCAUAAAAACAGACAAACAAAUUCUUAUUGCUUUCAUCAGCUGUAUACAUGUAUAUAAAUUAAAUAAACAUUAUGAUUGUCCAAUGAGAGUCAUUGUUACAAAAUUGAGCCGCGUCAUGACAAAACCAACAUAAUGGGUUUGCGACCAGCAUGGAUCCAGACCAUCCUGCGCAUCCGUGCAGUCUGAUCAGGAUCCAUGCUGUUUGCUAUCAGUUUCUCUACUUGUUAUAGAGUUUGUAAGUGAACAGCAUGGAUCCUGAUCGCGACGCAGCUCAAAUGUGCUGUAUUAUAAUGAGUUAUAAAAUCAUUUAACAAACUCAAGUGUUUCAUAUAUUGAGUUGUUUAAGUUUUGUUGUUACAUGUACUGCUACAUGAUUUUGUUUAUUCAGAAAUAUAUUGCAUUUCCCUUGUUGAUAUAUAGUUGGAAUUAACCUGGGUACUUCACCAAAAUUUACUUGUUACUUAUAUACACUUGUUUUAAUAUAUCUGUAUUAUAGAUGUUGCAUGGUAGUUGUUUUGGUAUAAACAUGUUUAUUCUUGUAAGAAGAUUGUAAACUAUUUAUUUCCUAUAGUUUUUUGUUUACACAAUGAGAGCUAUUGUAUAUAAUAGCAGAGCUAUAUCUCAUUAAUAUGAAUAUGCAAUGACACUGACAUUUAGCCAUUAAUAGCUGCAACUGAAUUUU
Molecule: messenger RNA, 4995 nt
Organism: Ruditapes philippinarum (Manila clam)
Lineage: Eukaryota; Metazoa; Mollusca; Bivalvia; Venerida; Veneridae
Product: NAD(+) hydrolase SARM1-like
Exons: 10
Coding region: 105-2915 (936 amino acids)
Biological process (GO): signal transduction; negative regulation of MyD88-independent toll-like receptor signaling pathway; response to axon injury
Cellular component (GO): dendrite
Molecular function (GO): NAD+ nucleosidase activity; protein binding; signaling adaptor activity
Source: RefSeq, a predicted model, not a curated record